This is a messenger RNA of Haliotis rubra (blacklip abalone), 896 nucleotides long. RefSeq lists its product as uncharacterized. NCBI's taxonomy places the organism in Eukaryota, Metazoa, Mollusca, Gastropoda, Lepetellida, Haliotidae. The record is from RefSeq and is a predicted model, not a curated record. The coding region runs from base 437 to 745 and encodes 102 amino acids. The transcript has 4 exons.
CAGUAUGUACACAGGUUGACCCGGUUUCAAAAGGAAGAAAGCGCGGGACAUUUUGUCACCCGUUUUCCAGAAGUCAUGGCUGACGAGGCGAAGAAAGCAAAACGUGCAACUAUGAAGCUGUAUCAGUGUCCAAUGUACAGAUCGUUCAGGUGUAUGUGGCUGAUACACGAGCUUGAGGCUGUGGACGAUUUCGAAAUUGUGAAGUUGGACUCCAUUAAGGGGAAAGACAGCGCAGAAUACGAGGAAUAUAAACGGUCCGUCCACCCCCCAUGGGACCAUCCCCGCCCUACAGGUAGAGGGUGAGGGUGUGAUCAUCGAGUCGGGGGCGAUAUGUCUGUACCUGGCAGACCGUUACGACAAAUUGGCUCCUCCCAUCGGACAGCGGCUUGAAUACUAUGAUUGGGCACUGUAUGCUAGCGCGACAAUAGACGAGGCAAUGGAGCUGUUGUAUUGGCAGUGGGCCGUUAAACCAGAAAAACCCGACCCGCAGGGCAUAGAAAAGAUGGUGGCAAAGAUGGACGCCUGCAUGAAGCGGCUCACGAAGGCCCUAGAAGGAAGACCGUUUAUCUGUGGCGACAUGUUGACAGCUGCCGACUGCAUCUUGGGGUACAGCGUGUGGGCAGCGUCAGACAAGAUGUUCAACGAGGGAUCGCUGCUGAAAGAUUACCCUGAGGUGCAAAACUAUGUUAGUCGACUCGAGGGCAGGCCCGCCUUCAAGAAGGCCGUCAGUGCUCAGUUUCAGUAGGUUGUCAUGCUAUAACAUGUCAAGACAAAUCUGUCUAGGAAUUCGAAACUGGCAAACGUGUGGUCGAGAGCACGAGCAACAUCCACUGUCUGAUGCCAGGCGUGCAGCCCAUACUGUCUCUACAGUGUUUAAGACAAGUCUUCUGGGGCCU